AGGGCAGGUUUCCCACGGACGCCAAGCCACGUGCCAUGCGCGCGUGGGCAUUGCUGCCAUGGCCAAGCAUCGCUGAGUUCUAUCCACGGGUGCCCUUCGAGACUAAGCACCUGUAUCCGGUUUCCUACUACCUGGACGCACCAUCCGGAACGGUGCGCCUUUGCUACCACAAGGGCGACAUCUCCUUCGAUUUCUGCUGUGAUGAGCGGCAUGGCGAACGAGGAAAUGAGGAUUGCUGGGACAGCAUCGACACCUUUGAGGAGUGCUGUUCAGCGGGGCAGCGGGAGCUGCUGGAGCACUCGGACCCCUGGCCGGCGGAUCGGAUCUUCCACAACGCCCACCUCGCAGUGCAGUUGGACCGGGACCCCGCGUGGUUCUCCUUCGCCUUCCGCGCGUCCUCGGUUUGCCCGGACUUCACGGGCCCGGAGUCGGCCACAAAGGGCCGGGAGGCCAUGCGGGGCAUGCCCGACCUAGUCUUCGACGAGGUCGCGCGGGGCAUCCGCCGGGAUCUGGAAAAGGAGCCCCGGAACCUCUGGACCUUGGUGCGGGAAGCCUGUGGGAUGUCGGUGGUGCUGGCGCUGACGAUCUAUAGCGGCGCGCUGCAGGAGCGGGUGGGGCUGCGGCCGGACCUCGAGGAGCGCCUGCAGCAGGUUUGGGAAGAGUUUCGGGAGGUCUUGAUGGACAUUCUGGAGCGCAUGCGUUUCGUCGAUGCCCUGUUCGAUGUGACCGGCUACCCACUGCUGCCGCCCAAUGAGGUGUUGGAGAUCUGGGAGGGGUGGAUGUCGGUGGCCUUGGACUUCUCGUUGCCUCUGCAGCGGCUGGCGGAGCUGACGCUCCACCGCGCACAAGGGGCCUACUACGCCACCGAGGACUUCUACUUCACGCGCUUGCGGCCCCGGCUGCUGGAGGGCUGUGGGGCGGUCUGCGACAUGUCCCAACACGUGGAGGGCGCUCCUUCCUUUUGGCUGCCCACCUACACGGCGGAGAUCGAUUGCCCCGGCAUUACCGGCAACCGGGUGAUCAGCCAGAGCUCCAGGCUUUGGCCUCCCCUACGGGGCAUGCCCCAAGUCUUCAAGGAGGACUUCGCGGCAGGAGGCGUGAGCUUUUUGGCGCGCUACGAGCUUCCGCGGCGCCAGACCGAGGAGGAAGUGGCCGGCAACUCUACACGGUGCCGCAUGUGGACGGAGGACUCCGUGGAGGAGUUGCGGCGCUUGGUGCGGUCGGUGGGUCGCAAGCCGCUGCGGUGGCCGCGCUUCGGGGACUUCGUGGCCUACGACUCGGAGGAGCUGAACUCCACCGCGCGCUUCGUGGCCUCGGUGAAGGAUGCGAUUCCUUUGCUGGGCCCUGCCUUUGGCGGGCAUUGGCUGGUGCUGGGUUCCUUGUCUCCUUGGAUUGAGGCGAUCUUGUUGGAGUACAAGGUGGCCUCCCGUGUGUCCACGCUGGAGUAUUCGAACCUGUCAGCCUGCCCGGACAGGCAUCCAAAGAUUGCCACCUUGUUGCCGGAGGACUUCAACGGAGCCUAUCUCAGUGAAGAGCGCUUUGACGGCUUUGUGCAGUGGUCCUCCAUCGAGCACAGCGGCUUGGGCAUGUACGGCGAUGAGGUGAACCCCUGGGGGGACCGUCAGAGCCUGGCGCAGCUCUGGUGUCGGGGUAAAGACGGCGCGUUCUUCUUCUUCGGCCCGGGUCCAGAGGGCCCUGGCGGCUCAGUGUGGGGCAGGGAGGCGCACAACGAGAACCGUUCUGGGCGCCAUUCUGGGAGCCUCUUCGAGGAGAAGCUCUACUGGAAUGCAGGCCGCGAUUAUGGCCGGCAGAUGCUGGGGCGCUUGAUGCUGAAUUGGAAGCUGGUGCGCCCGGCGAAUAGCACUUGGCAUUUUCAUGUCUUCCAACGUAUCGCAAAAAUCCGAACUCUGGAAUACAAACGAAAUGUCAAUUGA
Molecule: messenger RNA, 1934 nt
Organism: Effrenium voratum
Lineage: Eukaryota; Dinophyceae; Suessiales; Symbiodiniaceae
Source: the annotation of a GenBank genome assembly